CAACUCCCAGCAGGCCCCGCGCGGACCUACGUCACCACGAGGAGACGCUGCUACGCAACUCCCGAUGGUCCCGGUCGAACGAGCAGAGCCGAGAAGUCUCCUGCAGGGUCCUCCGUCCUCCUCCGGCCUCCUCCGUCCUCCUCCGUCCUCCUCCGGCCUCCUCCGUCCUCCUCCGUCCUCCUCCGUCCUCCUCCGGCCUCCCCCGCCUCUCCAGUAGAGGUUCUCCUCUGAGGUUCUCCUCUGAGGUUCUCCUCUGGGGUUCUCCUCUGGGGUUCUCCUCCGGGGUUCUCCUCAAUAACCACACCCAGCAGCACCGCUGAUGGCGACCCCACUCAAAGUCUGCAUCGUUGGCUCUGGGAACUGGGGUUCUGCUGUCGCCCGGAUCGUUGGCAGGAACGUUCAGUUGCUGCAGCGCUUUGCGCCCAUGGUGAAGAUGUGGGUGAAAGAGGAACAUGUUGACUGCAGGAAGCUGACGGACAUCAUCAACACGGAGCACGAGAACAUCAAGUACCUUCCUGGAUACAAGCUUCCGGAGAACGUGGUGGCCGUGCCCCAGCUGCUGGAGGCUGCCGGUGGAGCAGACCUGCUGGUGUUUGUGGUUCCUCAUCAGUUCAUCCAGAAGCUCUGUGACGACCUGUCAGGAUGUGUCUCCAGCAACGCUCUGGGAAUCUCCCUCAUCAAGGGGAUCGAUGAGGGUCCCGGAGGUCUGCAGUUAAUCUCCGACGUCAUACGACACAAGCUGGGGAUCGACGUCAGUGUUCUGAUGGGACCCAACAUUGCCAACGAGGUGGCAGCUGACGAGUUCUGCGAGAGCACCAUAGGCAGCAGAGUGGUGGAGAACGGGCUUCUCUUUAAACAACUGCUUCAGACGCCAAACUUCAGGAUCAAAGUGGUAGAUGACACCGACACAGUGGAGCUGUGUGGAGCCCUGAAGAACAUCGUGGCGGUUGGUGCAGGCUUCUGUGACGGGCUUCAGUGUGGCGAUAACACCAAGGCGGCGGUGAUUCGUCUGGGACUGAUGGAGAUGAUUGCCUUCGCUAAGCUCUUCUCUAACAAGGUCAGCAUUUCCACGGACACCUUCCUGGAGAGCUGUGGCGUGGCCGACCUCAUCGCCACCUGCUACGCUGGACGCAACCGACGAGUGGCUGAGGCCUUCACCAAGACCGGAAAGAGCAUUGUGGAUCUGGAGACGGAGAUGUUGAAUGGACAGAAGCUCCAAGGUCCGGCCACCUCGGCUCAGGUCUUCCACAUCCUGCAGCAGAGAGGCCUGCUCAGCAAGUUUCCUCUGUUCACUGCCGUCUAUCAGAUCUGCUUCCAGGGCCGCCCGGUUUCAGAGCUGGUGUCCUGCCUGCAGAUCCACCCUGAGUACCGAUAAUUGACUCUCCACGACUCUGCCCAGCAGCUGCUCCACCCGAUGACUCUGUUUCAGUUCAACCACCAUUCAAAUCCAGGUGGUUUCAGUAUCUAGGUGACAACUAACAUUGUGCAAAGUCCUUUUCAUCUUUUUGGAUAUCCUGGACAUACGCUGGGUGCCUGAAGGCCUGAACAGCUGCCCGAUAAUCUGAUCCUUUCAUCUUGUCUCUGAGGUACAGGCCCCUGUAUCACCACAUGAUACAGCUGUUUGGAUGGGACAGCUGUUUCGUGAGAUUCAUCGUGACGAUAUUUCUCGUUUAAGUGAAAAGCUGACUCGCGGGUUCAGGGCAGAAGCCUAUUGGACUGUAGGCACACAGCUAACAGAACACACACCUUGCCAAACGGGGACAACAGACUCAUUUUUCUGGCAAAUUCCAGUCGGAGCGGGCAGGAAAACGGCCAAAAUGUGGUCAGAAUAAAGUUUAGAAGUCUGUCUUCCCUGAGCCCUGCAGAAGAUACUGAUGUUUCUUGGUUUACAGUUUUUCUCCAUUGGUUUGGCUCAUUUCUUAAAACAGAAAUUAUAUUCUCAAAACAACAUGGACAAACUACUCUGCAACUGCUCACAACAUAACAGUAUUUCUCAUCCAUUUUAUCACAUCUCAACUGUCUUUGUCCACGUCUCAAUGUCUCAGAACAUGCUUUACUAUCAUGCUUUACUCUCACAGUAUAGAUGUAUCCUUCUCCAAAUGAAUAUAUCACGUCUAUCUACUCCCUCUCUACUCCCCCUCAUAUCAGCCAUCAUCCACUCCUCCUCGUCCUCUGGAACUGUUCCCGCUCUUUUUAAAUCUGCAGCUGUCAGCCCCGUCCUGAAGAAACCUGGUUUAGGUUCUGUCCACACGGAGCCAAAACGGUCAUAUUUUACAAAACGAAUUGCGUAAAGACGGAGUCAGCAAAAAAAAAAAAAAAGCGUCCACA
Salarias fasciatus (jewelled blenny) is the source of this 2328-nucleotide messenger RNA. Its product is annotated as glycerol-3-phosphate dehydrogenase 1-like protein. Gene Ontology annotation, molecular function: oxidoreductase activity, acting on the CH-OH group of donors, NAD or NADP as acceptor; NAD binding; protein homodimerization activity. The transcript has 9 exons. Lineage: Eukaryota; Metazoa; Chordata; Actinopteri; Blenniiformes; Blenniidae. Gene Ontology annotation, cellular component: cytosol. The record is from RefSeq and is a predicted model, not a curated record. Bases 320 to 1375 code for a protein of 351 amino acids. Gene Ontology annotation, biological process: carbohydrate metabolic process; glycerol-3-phosphate catabolic process.